CUUCCUCCUCCCCGAGUCCUAGCCGACGCCGCCGCCGCGCGCGCGGGGCCUGGAACACACGGCGCGAGCCGCCCCCGCCCCCUCCCCCCUUACGCCCACGCGGAGCCGGCCCCGCGCGCGCGCGCGCGCCCCGUGCAUCCCCGCGCCUGCGCGCUGCCCAGGCCCUGCCCGUGUGUGGGGGGCGCUGCCGGCCCCGGGGGGGGUGGGGAAAAUAAGGGAUUAAAAAAACAGCGCGCGGAACCGGGCCAGGGUUGCCCACCCCCGCCACAAUGGCCUCUGGGGUGGAAGUCCUGCGCUUCCAGCUGCCCGGCCACGAGGCCGCAACGCUACGGAACAUGAACCAGCUCCGGGCAGAGGAGCGGUUCUGCGACGUGACCAUUGUGGCCGACAGCCUCAAGUUUCGAGGCCACAAGGUCAUCUUGGCCGCCUGCUCGCCCUUUCUGCGGGACCAGUUCCUACUGAACCCCAGCUCGGAGCUGCAGGUCUCCCUGAUGCACAGUGCACGCAUCGUGGCCGACUUGCUCCUCUCCUGCUACACGGGCGCCUUGGAAUUCGCUGUUAGGGACAUCGUCAACUACCUUACAGCCGCCUCCUACCUGCAGAUGGAGCACGUGGUGGAAAAAUGCCGGAAUGCCCUCAGCCAGUUCAUUGAGCCCAAAAUAGGCCUCAAAGAGGAUGGGGUCAGUGAGGCUAGCCUUGUGAGCAGCGUCAGCGCCACCAAGUCCCUCCUCCCUCCAGCCAGGACCCCAAAGCCAGCCCCGAAGCCCCCACCCCCACCUCCUCUACCCCCUCCACUCCUGCGGCCAGUGAAGCUGGAGUUCCCACUGGAUGAGGACUUGGAGCUGAAAGCCGAGGAAGAGGAUGAGGAUGAGGAUGAGGACGUGUCUGACAUCUGCAUCGUCAAGGUGGAGUCGGCCCUGGAGGUGGCACACCGGCUCAAACCCCCUGGAGGCCUGGGAGGGGGUCUGGGCAUUGGAAGCUCCGUGGGUGGCCACCUUGGGGAGCUGGCCCAGAGCAGCGUGCCCCCCAGCACUGUAGCCCCACCGCAGGGUGUGGUGAAGGCCUGCUAUAGCCUGUCGGAAGAUGCAGAAGGGGAGGGCCUGCUGUUGAUUCCCGGAGGCCGGGCCAGCGUGGGGGCCACCUCGGGCCUGGUGGAAGCAGCAGCGGUGGCCAUGGCUGCCCGGGGGGCGGGGGGCAGCCUGGGGGCGGGGGGCAGCCGGGGACCCCUGCCUGGGGGCUUCUCAGGUGGAAACCCCUUAAAGAACAUCAAGUGCACCAAGUGCCCGGAAGUGUUCCAGGGCGUGGAGAAGCUGGUCUUCCACAUGCGGGCGCAGCACUUCAUCUUCAUGUGCCCUCGCUGUGGCAAGCAGUUCAACCACAGCAGCAACCUCAACCGCCACAUGAACGUGCAUCGUGGUGUCAAGUCACACUCGUGCGGCAUCUGCGGCAAGUGCUUCACACAGAAGUCCACCCUUCACGACCACCUCAACCUGCACUCGGGAGCGCGGCCCUACCGCUGCUCCUACUGCGACGUGCGCUUCGCCCACAAGCCUGCCAUUAGGCGGCACCUCAAGGAGCAACACGGCAAGACCACGGCCGAGAACGUGCUGGAGGCCAGUGUGGCCGAGAUCAACGUCCUCAUCCGCUAGCCGCGCAGGCGUGGAGGCCAGGAGGCUGGGGCCCCUGGGCUGCGUGGGAAAAGGGCUCUUUGGCCCAGGAGAAUUGGGGGGUGGGGGGUCUGGGGCAGAAAGGUAAGAGUGGGAGGCUGAGCAGAUGCACACAUCCUGAGAGAGGGAAGAUGAUUCCUUGGAGAGAAGACUUGCUCUUGAGAGUGCAAGAAGCUGGAGCUGGGAACGGGGUUCUUGGAGGCCAGGGGAAUACGGGGUCCCAGAGAAAGAUUUCCUUCUCUUAGAAGUGCAUGUAUAUGUGGAGGGAGGGAAAAGGGUCCUAUAGAACGAGGAAGA
This is a messenger RNA of Pan troglodytes (chimpanzee), 1964 nucleotides long. RefSeq names its product zinc finger and BTB domain containing 12 (gene ZBTB12). NCBI's taxonomy places the organism in Eukaryota, Metazoa, Chordata, Mammalia, Primates, Hominidae. The record is from RefSeq and is a predicted model, not a curated record. Gene Ontology annotation, molecular function: protein binding; RNA polymerase II cis-regulatory region sequence-specific DNA binding; DNA-binding transcription factor activity, RNA polymerase II-specific. Gene Ontology annotation, biological process: regulation of transcription by RNA polymerase II. The transcript is spliced from 2 exons. Bases 270 to 1649 code for a protein of 459 amino acids.